Messenger RNA from Electrophorus electricus (electric eel), 3898 nucleotides. RefSeq names its product integrin, alpha 11b (gene itga11b). Gene Ontology annotation, biological process: cell-cell adhesion; cell adhesion mediated by integrin; integrin-mediated signaling pathway. Lineage: Eukaryota; Metazoa; Chordata; Actinopteri; Gymnotiformes; Gymnotidae. Gene Ontology annotation, cellular component: integrin complex; external side of plasma membrane. Gene Ontology annotation, molecular function: integrin binding. The record is from RefSeq and is a predicted model, not a curated record.
CAUGCUAACCGGCCUAUGCACAUAUGCACUUAUGGAGUAUUUUUUAGUCCUGCUGCUUUGGAUCUGCUUCCUGCUCCCAGGGAAACAGAACUGCUUCACUAUUGAUACAAAGAAAGCCCAGAUCAUCCAUGGCCCAAAGGAGGCUCAGUUUGGCUACACAGUGCAGCAACAUGAGGCUGUUGAUCAGAAAUGGCUCUUGGUUGGAGCUCCAUUUGAGAAGAGUGGUGAAAAUCAGACUGGUGACGUGUACAGAUGUCCUCUGGACAGCAAGACUAAUACAAACUGUUCACGUCUCAAUUUAGGUGACAUAUCCCUAAAGAAUGUCUUAGAACACAAGGACAAAAUGAGUCUAGGGAUGUCACUUGCAUCUAACCCAAAGGAUAACAGUUUUGUGGCUUGUGGACCGUUAUGGGCCUAUGAAUGUGGCAGUUCCUUAUACAGCACAGGAAUCUGCUCCAAAGUUGACAACACUUUUAACUUCACACGCAGCAUUGCUCCAGCCUUUCAGAGAUGUGAGACAUACAUGGAUAUAGUUAUAGUGCUGGAUGGAUCAAACUCUAUAUACCCCUGGUUUGAGGUGCAACACUUCUUAAUCAGCAUCCUACAGAAGUUUUCCAUUGGGCCAGGACAGAUACAGGUUGGAAUAGUGCAAUAUGGAGAGCGAGUUGUCCAUGAGUUUAACCUGAAUGAUUUCCACACUGUAGAAGAAGUAGUGACAGCAGCUCAGAAUAUUAUCCAACGUGGAGGAGAAGAGACACGCACAGCACUUGGGAUCAGUGUUGCAAGAUCACAGGCAUUUAAACGUGGAGGGCGCCCGGAUGCGAGGAAGGUGAUGAUUGUGAUCACUGAUGGGGAAUCGCAUGACAGCCCAGACCUACAAAAAGUUGUGGAAGAGAGUGAGAAGGACAAUAUCACUCUGUAUGGAAUUGCUGUUCUUGGCUACUACAAUCGUCGUGGAAUCAACCCUGAGGCAUUCUUGAAAGAGAUCAAAUUCAUAGCAACCGACCCUGAGGAGCAUUUUUUCAAUGUGACAGAUGAAUCUGCUCUGAAGGACAUUGUAGAUGCCUUGGGAGAAAAGAUCUUCAGCUUAGAGGGUACCAACCAGAAUGGGACAGCCUUUGGACUACAGAUGUCUCAGGCAGGUUUCUCUUCACACAUUGUGGAGGAUGGUGUUCUAGUAGGUGCAGUAGGAGCUUAUGACUGGAAUGGCGCUGUCCUCAAAGAGACACAGAAUGGCAAAGUGAUCCCGCCAAAGUCCUCGUAUAUCAAAGAGUUUCCUGAGGAGCUGAAGAAUCAUGGAGCCUACCUGGGUUACGUGGUAUCAUCAGUAGUGUCAGCACAUUAUGGCCAGCUGCACGUGGCUGGAGCACCUCGUUUUAACCAUACAGGCAAGGUGAUCAUCUUCACCCUUACCAACACGGGGAACCUCACCAUACUGCACUCCCUAAUGGGCCAACAGAUUGGUUCAUACUAUGGCAGUGAGUUGGCGCCUCUAGACCAGGACGAGGAUGGGCUGACUGACCUGCUACUUGUGGCUGCACCCAUGUAUUUCAGCAGGGGCUGGGAAAGAGGGAGGGUCUACAUCUACACACUGAGUCAACAUGGGCAAUUUGACCUGGAGGGGAUACUUGAGGCAUCAGACCAGGCAUUGAACUCACGUUUUGGAUCAGCCAUGUCCUCCCUGCCUGACUUAAAUGGUGAUAGUUACAGAGAGCUGGUGGUGGGUGCACCUCUAGAGGAUGACCACAGGGGGGCAAUAUACCUCUUCUACAGCCAGCACAAUGGUAUUCACCCAAAGUAUAAACAGAGAAUAGCAGCUGUAGACAUCUCCCCAAGUCUGCAGUACUUCGGGCGUAGUGUCCAUGGGGCAAUGGACAUAAAUGGAGAUGGGCUGACAGAUUUGUCUGUGGGUGCCCUUGGUGCUGCUGUCAUGUUGUGGUCUCGCAGUGUGGUCCGUGUGCAUAUUGAUGUUUACUUUGAGCCCUCAAAAGUAAACGUGUUUAACAAAGACUGUGUGCGAGGGGGUAAAGAAGUAGCCUGCAUGGCAGCUGUAGUCUGUGUCACAGUCACAGCUCGGACGCCGAUACCAGACACACAGCACGUGGCUCUUAGACAGAGCUGUGCUUUUGAGGAGAGACGCUACAGUCCCAGAGCAGUGCUGGACGAUGCUGAGGGACAGCUUUCCACAGACAUCACCAUCCUCAUAGAAGUUCCACACUGUGAGCAUGUCUACUUCCAUGUGCAUGAGACUGUAGACUACACUCGGCCAAUAGUCUUCACUGUGGACAUGGGGCUGCAGAAGCCAGAGGAAGGUCCGGUGCUAGAUGAUAGAUGGCCCACUUCACUGCGUUCAGAGCUUCCCUUCUGGAAUGGAUGUGAUGAAGAUGAUCAAUGUGCACCUGACUUGAUACUGCAGAGUACCAAUGACCUGCUUGGGCGAAGGCAGUUCUGUGCCUGGCGAGAACGUACUACAUGGCCACUGUGUGCCCAGCUAGGGGAAGGGUUGAGCAAUGAGCGUGUGGUGGAGGCCAGCAGAAAACGGGUUCUGGUGGAGGUUCGACUGGAGAACAGAGGAGAAAAUGCCUACAACACACAGCUGUACAUGUCUCACUCUGCAAACCUGCAAUUUUCCAGCCUGCUGGUGAAGACUCCUCCUGAUGUGGCAAUUGAAUGUCAGGCAGAAGACAGCCUAAGUCUGAAGAGGAGCUGCAAUGUCAGUGCUCCUUUACUAAGGUCACUCGCUCAGGUAACCUUCCGGUUGGAAUUUGAUUUCAGUAGGUCGAUCUUUCUGGAUUAUAUCCAAGUAUUGCUGAAGGUUUCCAGUGAUGGAGAAGAGAUGACACCAGAAGAUAACAUCAAUAAUAUAGAUCACCCUCUGAGGCAUGAAACUGAUCUCCUCUUUACAAGAGACUCCUACCCACCCCGUUUUGAAAUCAAAUCUGACUCUGACUCUGCCCAGGGCUUUUCAGGACAUACUGGACCUACCUUCAACCUGUCAUAUCAGAUCCAGAAUCUCGGGCUGUUCCCUGUCACUAAUUUGCUCUUCAGUCUUCAAGUUUUUGCUGUAACCAGAAAAAAUAAUCACCUCCUGUACAUCUCAGACAUUGAUGUUGAUGAGACUACUGGCUCCAGAUGCGUUGUACCACAUGUCACUGUGUUAGGUCUGCCAUCUGAAGAAGACCUCUCACUCACCCCACAGCUUAAUUCUUCAACCGGUGUGGCUCUGUCUGCACAGUGCAGGCUAACCUUGCACCCCCAGAGGCACAUCAGAGUGGCAGUGACAGGAUGGCUCAAGCUCCAUACUCUGCUGAUGAUAAACUUCAAGGCACUGGAGCUGGUGAUGACAGCAGCCAUUGAACUAAGACCAAACAGCUCCAUAUUUUUGCAUGAGGAGAGACCUACAAGACAUAUAAUCCUGGAGAUUAGGAAGGAAGAUGAUUACAAAAUUCCUAUCUGGAUUAUAAUCGGAAGCACUUUGGGAGGCUUACAGCUUUUGGCUCUGAUAGUACUGGCUCUCUGGAAGCUGGGAUUUUUUCAUAGGCAGAGACGACGUGAAGAAGAACAGAUUAGAAAUGAAAAAACCACUGAGGAGCGGUAAAACCAUGGCAACUAUGUGGUCACGCCAUCACAGACUCAGGGACACUCUGGGAGUGUGGAAAUGUCAAUCAGCACCUGUCAUGCACUGCUCAGCCCUCCAACUUUCUGACAGGACCAGUUCAGCUCCCAAACACUUUGUUCACAUUUAGAGCUGCAGUAAAGACAUGUAUUUGCAUAUGUUGUAACUUAUGACCAAAGACUUAAGACUCAGCAAGUCUUGAAUACUCAAAGCAAGUGUUUUAUUUGCUUUUAUUUUGAACAAUGCAAAAAUACACAUGGAAUUUGUAAAUAAAAAAUACAC